AUGGGCCUGCGGACCGUCGCUUUCUGCGACCUUGUGACCGAUUUGAUACAACGAUUACUUGACACCGCUGCAAAAACCAACAUUAUUGUGUGUGGUACCAGAUCGGAAUUUCUAGUGCAAUUAUCUGCGGCAAUUCGCUUACAGCGGUCUGUACCAGAUGUUUCACCGCGCCUGGAUUUGCUCACCAAGAGCAUCGGUCUUCUUGCGCACUCAAGCAAGAUCCGACUCACUUUCUGUCCAAGCCUGGAGAGUCUAAGAGCCUACCUUGCCAUAAUGGGUCCGAUCGAUACGGGCAUCACAGAAACAACAGAAAGAGGUCUAGGUCCUCGGCCACUACUUGCAAUCCUGGAUCUUGUGGCUUUACAUGCUACGACAACGGAGCUUGCGGCUCAAGGACUGUCGAGAACCCUUGCUGCUGCUGUCGAAGCAGCAUCGCGGGUGGACAUGGAUUUGCUUCUCUGUGAAUGUGUCAAUGCCGUAGAUCCUUCCAACGCCAAUUGGGGAGGGCGAUUAUGGGAUACGCAAAUUCCCUUAUUGAAUGGCUCGGUGCGAAUUCGUGAUGAAGGAAACUGGGGCGGACAUGGUGUGUCCAUUAAACAAGUGGCUCAACGAUGGUUCAGCUUUGAUGGAGAGACUGUGUGA
Molecule: messenger RNA, 642 nt
Organism: Penicillium pulvis
Lineage: Eukaryota; Fungi; Ascomycota; Eurotiomycetes; Eurotiales; Aspergillaceae
Exons: 1
Coding region: 1-642 (213 amino acids)
Source: RefSeq, a predicted model, not a curated record